CAGAUGCGGUACCCUGUAACCCUGACGCAGACACUGCCAGUGCCAGACAGUAAACACUAGACAAGCCAUGGUGAUGCUGGCCGGUGCGGGUGGAGUGGCUGGCUUGGCGAGGCUGGCAAUGUUCCUGCAGGGCCAGGGACAUGUCAGGCUCGCCACGCUUCCCCGCCUGUGCCCCGGUGUGCCCUCACAUCACCCAGCAUGCAGGGGCGCCGCUGUGGGACAGAACGGCAAGAUUUUACACAGAUCUCUAACCAGAGUGGCACUAUGUGCAGCACUGACCCAGCAGGGCAGAAUGCUUGCCCCUUAUCACACUGACUUGAGUGGAAACAUGAGAACCUUCUCAGACUUGAAUGGUACCUCAACUAAAAUGUCACAAGUGGAGAUAAGCCUGGAGGAGUUGAGAAUGAAGCUGGAGAGGUUAGGGAGUCUGAAGCUGAAUGACAUCAACCAGGCAGUGAAGGCCUUGGAGCAGUGCUUGGAGGAGCUCUCUGAUGCUGACUGUCUCCAGCUCCUCCAGUUUUGCAGCAAGAUGACUGAGGAAGAGUACCGGCCAUGUGGCUCCCUUAUCCACCGGGUGUGGCGCCUCACCACUGACAGACCAAAUGGGAAUGUAAAUGAAGAGCAUCUGGAGUUAUACCUUCGUUUGUGCCUUUCAGUGGAGUCAACAAGCAUCUCAGAAAGGGACAUCUUUGAACAGCUAGAGAAGCAUAGCAUAGAGCCGAGUGCCAAAGUGUUCGAGGUGCUGAUGAUGGCUCUGGGGCAGCGUGGCCACUUGGAUGGAGCCUUGCGGGUGCUGACCAGGAUGAAGGAUCGUGGUGUUGCUGUAAGAGAAGCCACCUUUGCUGCCCUCAUCCUGGCAUAUGGAGCUGAGAAUGACUGGGAGAGUGUUGAGGGAGUACUGGACACCAUGAGAAGUGUCCAGAUGUCCCAAUCAGAGGUGACCUUUGGAGCACUGGCCAUUGUAUGUAGUGCUCAGGGACAGGUGCUGAGAGUGAGGCAAGUGGUCACCCAGGCAUGGCAAAGAGGUGUGGCUCUGUCCAGUACUCAGCUAGAGGCCGUGCUGUUUGCCCUCAUCAGGAAUGGCCAUGCUGGGGACUCCUACGAGAACAUUGACUUUGUUCUGCAGUUAGUUGAAGAGAGUGGAAUGAAGGCUGACAUAUCCUGGUUGGCUCUCCAUCUCAUCCACUGUGGCCGGGUGAAGGAGGCUGUCCACCUGGUCCUCUCUCUCCCCUUCCUGCGCACCAACAACCACCUUUAUUCCAAUGCUGCCAUCUACUUGCGGGAGAUUGUCCACACACGAACGGCCCCGAGUGUGGUGGUGGACGUGUGUCGCCGUCUGCAAGAGGAAGGCAUCAACCAGUUCUCUCUGCAAGUGGCCCUGGAGCAGGCCCUGAGGGAGCGGUGGGAGGAGCUAGCCUGGGUGCUGCUGAGGGCCAUGAAGGAUGCUGGCCUGCCCCUCCGGGAACACUACUUCUGGCCACUCCUCCACCUCAAGGCCAUCGCUCAGGAGCCUGUCCAGUUGCUGGAGUGUGUACAGCUAAUGCUUCAGCUCGCGGUAACUCCAAGUCUUGUGACACUGCGUGACCACGUCAUCCCUGGCCUGAGCCUGAGCCAGCCGUGCCUCACCCUACAGAUGCUGCAGAACACGGGGCUCUCAGCCACUGCUGCUGCCACACCACUGCUCAUUGUGCUGGUCAAGAACAACAUGAUGGAACAGGCCAUCAGCUUUGUGCAGAAGACCAAAGUGCCAAUCAGUGUAGGGGACACUCUUGGGACCCUGGCUCCAGCGUGGCACUCCCAUCCAAAGUCCAUCAUUUCCCUCCUUGCUCUUCUCAUGCACCACGGCCGGGAGCCAUCAAGCAAGAACAUGGAUGAUUGGGGUGGGCAGUUCCUCCUCAGUUUGGCAGCCACAAGGGCAGGGCUUGCUGUUCACCUCAUCCGUCCUCUCUUCCAGGAGUUGAAGAAACACGGGAUUGGGGUGUCAGAGGAUUCAGCCGAUCUUCUUGUGAACCAGUUGAACCAGCCACUGCAGAAGGAAGUGAAGGAUAACCUGUCCCUUGUGCUGCAGCCUGCUGUGGAGCAGCCCUCUCAACAGAGCAUAUCAGAGCAGCUCAAUCAGCAGCACUACAGUACCCUGCCCCACCCACGCAACAUGAAGGAAAGUGAGCUGGAGGGACAUCUAGAGGAGCUGCGUGCUAAGGGGCUCAACACCCGAGGGUCCUUACGCCGCCUGCUGCUGCUCCGUGCUUCCAGGAAUGACACAGCUGGGGUGCUGGAGCUCAUGAGGAGUGCCUGCAAGGACAAGCAGCAGCUGAGUGCAGGCAUGUUGUCUAGUGUUCUCAUGGCUUACAUAAACAAUGGCAAUGCUGAAGCUGCCAUGGACAUCUACUCCCUGCUUGGUACCAAAUACCCAAGCUUCAAGGUGGACUCCUACAAGGUGGUGGACCUUUGUACUCUCCUCAUCCAGAGUGGCAGGGCUGCAGAGGCCAGCGAGAUCCUCUUGGAGUAUUUCAUAAAGAGUGAUGGGAAAAGUGUCAACACCAGACAGAUAUUGAGAAAUUGCAGGAACUUGCUGUUAGCAUCAGCCAGCACCAGCAACCCACAGGAGACAGACAAACUUUUCAGUCUCUUGCUGCAAGGGGGCCUGGUGGAGGCUGACACUGUGACUCUUGGUGUGCUGGUGAAGAGCAGACUCAACAGGGGAGAUUUGGCAGGAGCAAUAGAGACGGCCAGGAAGAUGCAGCAGCAGUACAGCCGUCUUCCCAUGCGGCGAGAAUUGCUCAUUCACCUCAUCAAUCAUCACCAUGGAAAUAAAGAGACUGAGUCUGUUGCCUCAUAUCAGCUGCUGCAGGACAUGAUGGAGGUUAUUGCAGAUGUGAAGGGACUGCUAUUGGCUCAGCAUGACUUGCUGUUUGCCUACCUGGAGGCUGGCCAACCAGCGGAGGCCAGGACAGUACUCAGGAACCUAGCAAGAUCUCUUGACCACCGUCAGCUGACUCGACAGCUGCAGUAUUAUGUCAAGACAGAGAAUGAAGAAGCUGUGUUGCACCUGCUCACUGCCUCACGGGGAAUGCCCAAUGCUGACCGCCAGGCGAUGUACGAAUGCCUCCUCAAUAUCUACCACGUGAAGAGUGAGGGCGAGAAGGGGCUAUCCCUGUGGACCUCAAUGCAGGAGGAAGGUCUCACCCCUACACCCUCCUUUCUCACCAACCUGGCAGCACUUCUGGCUGUCUGCAAAAUAAAGAUUCCAUUUCAGAUAUGAGGCAGUGUGAAGAACAAUAUGAAUAUCCCAGUCUCUGAAAACUCAAUAAUUGUGGUCCUUUGCCUCAGGAAUGUAUAUAAUAGGUUAAUUGUUGAAUAUAAUAUGUAUAUAGUAUUCAUAAUAAAGUAAAGUUUGUA
This is a messenger RNA of Portunus trituberculatus (swimming crab), 3399 nucleotides long. Its product is annotated as leucine-rich PPR motif-containing protein, mitochondrial-like. The record is from RefSeq and is a predicted model, not a curated record. The coding region runs from base 68 to 3262 and encodes 1064 amino acids. The transcript is spliced from 18 exons. Gene Ontology annotation, molecular function: protein binding. NCBI's taxonomy places the organism in Eukaryota, Metazoa, Arthropoda, Malacostraca, Decapoda, Portunidae.